This is a messenger RNA of Microcebus murinus (gray mouse lemur), 1894 nucleotides long. RefSeq names its product ribonuclease MRP subunit p64 (gene RMP64). Gene Ontology annotation, biological process: positive regulation of Notch signaling pathway. Gene Ontology annotation, cellular component: nucleus. Lineage: Eukaryota; Metazoa; Chordata; Mammalia; Primates; Cheirogaleidae. The record is from RefSeq and is a predicted model, not a curated record.
GCCCGGCUGCCGGCCCCGCCCCGGUCCCGCCCCGUGCCCUUCCUCGCGCAUCUCAUCGCCCCGCCUUCGGCCGCUUGAUUCUCGCCCAGCUCCGCCUUUCCUAGGCCCUCCUCCGCUUCGCAAGAUGGCGGAGGUGCCGCUGGGCCUGGAGCCGUGGAACCGCGUGAGGAUCCCUAAGGCCGGGAGCCGCAGCGCAGUGACAGUGAAGAACGGCGGAGCGGCCCUGGACCUUUGCAUUGCAGCUGUAAUUAAAGAAUGCCACCUGCUCACACUGUUGCUGAAGAGCCAAACCUUAGAUGCAGAAGCAGAUGUGUUAUGUGCAGUCCUCUACAGCAAUCACAACAGAAUGGGCCACCACAAACCCCAUUUGGCCCUCAAACAGGUUGAACAAUGUUUAAAACGCUUGAAAAACAUGAAUUUGGAGGAUUCAAUUCAAGACCUGUCUGAGUUAUUUUCUUCUAAUGAAAAUCAGCCUGUAACUACCAAAGCAUGUGUCAUCCCCAGCCAGCCAGUGGUGGAGUUUGUAUUGAUGAAGGUUUUGGGAGCCUGCAAGUUGUUACUCCGCUUGUUGGACUGCUGCUGCAAGGCUUUUCUCUUGACUGUGAAACAUCUAGGUUUGCAGGAGUUCAUUAUUUUAAACCUUGUGAUGAUUGGGCUGGUGAGCAGGUUAUGGGUUCUCUAUAAAGCUGUUUUAAAAAGGUUGAUUUCUUUAUAUGAGCCAUUGUUUGGAUUGCUUCAAGAGGUCUCUAGGAUUCAACCAAUGCCAUACUUCAAAGAUUUUACCUUCCCUUCUGAUAUUGCUGAAUUUCUAGGACAGCCCUAUUUUGAACUCUUUAAGGAAAAAAUACCUACAGCUUUUGCAGCUAAAGGAGUGACUAAAUUGUUAAAUAAAUUAUUUUUAACAAAUGAGCAAUCACCAAGGUUCAGUGAAGAAACCUUACUUGGAAUUUCCAAAAAAGCUAAACAAAUGAAGAUCAAUGUACAGAAUAAUACAGAUCUUGGACAGCCCAUAAAGCGUAAGAAAGUCUUCAAAGAGAGAUCAUCAGAAUUUGAUGUGAAGACCUUCUGCAAACAGCUGAAACACAAAGUUACUCAGGAGACCAGUUUUGAGUUUAAAUGUUCUCAGUCCAAACUAAAGACAACCAGACAUUCUUCUCAGAAAGUGAUAGGAACUCCUCGUGUCAAAAGUUUUGUGCAAAGAUUCCGAGAGGCUGAGUCUUUCUUACAACUUUCUGAAGAAAUCCAAAUGGCAGUUGUUUGGUGCAAGAGCAAAAAACUGAAGGCUCAGGCCACCUUUCUUGGGAACAAACUUCUUAAAAGUAACCGGCUUAAAUAUGUGGAAGCUCAAGGUAAUAGUUUGCCAAAGAAACUAGAGUGUAUAAAGACAUCUAUUUGCAACUGCCUUCUUCGUGGCUCAGCUAUCAAAACUUCAAAGCAUCAUCUGAGACAAAGAAGAUCACAGAAUAAAUUUUUACUGAGACAGAGGAAACCACAGAGAAGGUUGCAGUCGACUCUUUUAAAGGAAAUUCAGCAGUUCCCUCAAGGGACUCAGAAGAGUGCUACAGAUACCAGUGCUAAGUGGAAGCUCUCACACAGUACAGUUCAUAGAACUGAUCUCUACCCUAAUAGUAAGCAACUCUUGAGUAGCAGAAUUUCAAGACCUAUCACAGAAACUAAGGAGAAACAGAUUCAUGAAAAUCUUACAGGACGCAAUAAAGAUGAAGCUGAUUCAUGGACGCUGAUGCAAGUGAACAAACACAACAACACAUCAGGAACCAUUAAGGAGACAGAUGACAUUGAUGAUAUUUUUGCUUUAGUGGGAGUUUAGAUGUUCAUAUGUGAGACUUAGGUGAUUAAUCUAGUUCAGUGUUCUACUGUUUUAAGUGGAACCGCU